CAACGUAAUGACGUAACCAGGAAGAGUGGCGGGGUGACUUCGCCCCUGUCAGUUUACUUUGUGGAGCUAAUAUUUGUUCACUUUAACUAUUGACAAAAAUGGCCGUGGAGAGUCUGCCCGUCCGGGACGCGUCCUUACAUUUCCGUUUACUGCAGCAGUAUCUGGUUCUUCUGAAGAAAUACCCCAUUCUGACAAAGUCUGUAACGAGUGGGAUCCUCUCAGCUUUAGGAAAUCUUCUGUCUCAGAUUUUGGAGGCAAGAAAAAAGGCCAAAAAUGGAGCUGCUGUCAAAGAGAUUGAUGUGGCUGGAGCCUCACGCUACGCCAUUUAUGGGUUACUUGUUACAGGACCGGUGAGCCAUUUCUUUUACCAGCUGAUGGAGGUGUGGAUGCCCAUCACAGACCCGUACUGUAUAGUCAAACGUCUCCUACUGGACCGGCUUAUUUUUGCUCCUGGCUUUUUGCUCAUUUUCUACUUUGUUAUGACCAUCCUGGAGGCCAAAGGCUGGGCAGAUUUCGAAAAGAAGAUGAGAAGUAGUUACUGGACCGCUCUGAAGAUGAACUGGAAAGUCUGGACUCCCUUCCAGUUCAUAAAUAUCAACUUUGUGCCCGUUCAGUUCAGAGUGCUGUUUGCCAACGUGAUCGCCUUGUUUUGGUAUGCCUACCUCGCAUCUGUGAGAAAAUGAACAUUCCUUCCACGAAAAUGAGCCUGGGGAAAAUGCCUUUGGCGUGUUGGUGAACGCCUGAAAACUGAGAUAGUACCAAUCUGUUAACUGUGCUGCUGUAAACCUGUUACUAAUCUGGUUAAUAAUUUUCACAUAUACUGCUAGAGUUUAUAACAUGCUGCUGUAAUAUUUGAGACACGUGACUGUGUUUGUAAGAAUAACAGAAGAAAUGCAUUUUUACAGAUCACUGCCAGAAGACUUCUUAGUAAACCUUGAUGUACAUGAUCUGGACAGCUCCUUAAAAACAUUUGAAUAAUGUCGGUUUUAAAGUCUCAAUGCUAGUUAUAUUUUUGUUACAUCUUCAGACCUGAAACAGUGCAGCUCCACCCACUGAGCAGAGGGUUUAGGCACAGGAAAUGCGAAGAGGCGUGUAAAUUCACAUCAAAGACUUUUAUUUUUAUUUAAUUUUUUACAAUCUGAUUACAUGGAUUUUCAAAAUAAAAGCAUAACACUGAAUCUUGUGUGUAUGGAAUGGCUUUGUUGUCGGCUAAACAAAACAAAGUUAUUACGGCGGAAUUACACAUUGUGGAAUGAAUCGACCAUUUAUAUUAAAACUACUAAUAAAUAUAAAAAAAAUUAAAAACAUUUAAAAAAAAAAAAAAA
Molecule: messenger RNA, 1325 nt
Organism: Mugil cephalus (flathead mullet)
Lineage: Eukaryota; Metazoa; Chordata; Actinopteri; Mugiliformes; Mugilidae
Gene: pxmp2
Product: peroxisomal membrane protein 2
Exons: 5
Coding region: 99-683 (194 amino acids)
Cellular component (GO): membrane; cytoplasm
Source: RefSeq, a predicted model, not a curated record